AAUGACAGAACCUGCAGAUGGUGUCCAUCUUCAACCUCUGACACAACAUGAACCAUAGAUGGGCUCCAAAUAUCUUGGUGAAAAUAGACAGAGCAUCUUUAAUGUGUCAGACUCAUUGUCGGAGGUCUGCGGGGUUUCUGCUCUGGUUUGGAUCCUCUCACUGUAGGAUCAAUGGCCAACAUCCUACUGGCUACCUCAGCUUGAGGCACUUCCAUCAUCUGAAGCUUAAGGGCAGGAGGGGCUGGCUUUUCAAAGCAAUCCAGGUUAGGCAGAGGCUUGGGCUUCAUACCAGCUCUCCAUGUUUGAAUACUUCAACGUCCAGGUGGUCUGCAGGUCUGGGACAGCAAAUGUCUCGAGUCAGGAGUACCUUGGACACAGUUUCUAAAGCUGUGAGUGGGACACAAACAGAACUCCUGUCCAAAAUCUCUCGCCUCAAACCAAAGGCACAGAAACAGUCCCAGGUCAGUGUUGAAUCUGCUGAGGAAAAGACAAUCACCCCCACUCAUUCUCCCACUGCAUCCUCAAAGACCCCUACCCCCACUCCUCUCGCUGCUUCUGCUCAGUUGGCCGUCACUCCUGCCCUCGCCCCUGUUCGUGAUAGCAAUAAAAAGCUGAAGCGUAUUUCUCCUGCCGUCAGACCUAUUUCUACUAAGAAGCCGGAGGAGCUCCCAGCACCUCUGAAUAACAUUGGAAACAAAACCACAACUUCCAAAGAAUCUCCAGGGCUAUUCCAUCCCAGUACCUUUUCAGCCAACCUGGACGAGACCUACAGCUACCUGUCUCAUCACAUCAACUCUUACUUUGGCAGCUUCGCAAAGACUCAGGACAAGAAAGACGAUGGCGUCGACAACAACCCUCCUCAGCGACCCACCGACCUCGUACCUGUGUCUCAGAAAGAUGAACCCUCUGCCUUAGUCACCCCACCCUCCAAGAAGAGUUUGGGACAGUACUUGUCAUAUUCCGCUCCCACUGUGCAGGCAUUUGUCGGGAACUACAUUGCUCCUCUUGUUCCUAAAUUCAGAGGAGGAGAAUCUAAAAGCUCCAUGAUGGAGGAGGAGAAGAAACCUGAUGGUGUGAUGGUAAAACAGGUGGAAGGGCCCAAAAGGAAAGAGCAGAGUGCUGCAGAGGAGAAAGCCAAGAAACUCCUGCUUCAACGAGAGAAGAUCAUUGCCAGGGUGAGUGUGGACAACCGAACCCGUGCUCUGGUCCAGGCUCUCCACCGAGCGUCAGAUGUCAGGGUCUACAUCAGCAGGGUGGAGGACUUAAGUUACCACCUGCUGGAGUUUCCAGAGACCCGUGGUGUUGCAGUCAAGGAGAAGGUCAUCCCUCGUCUGCUGCGUUUGGAGCAGGCCAACGAUCCCGGCUUAAGGGCUGCAGUCAGAGAGGCUCUCGCCUUGGUUGGAUAUCAUAAACCUGUCAAAGGCCGGGGGAUACGAAUCUUGUCCAUAGACGGAGGAGGUUUACGGGGAGUCCUUGCCCUUCAGACCUUAGAGAAGCUGGAAGCCCUGACUGGCAAACCCAUUUACAAGCUGUUCGACUAUAUUUGUGGCGUCAGCACAGGAGCUGUCAUAGGGUUCAUGCUGGGCGUGAUCCAAAUCCCUGUGAAAGACUGUGAUGAUCUGUACCGGAAGCUGGGUUCAGACGUUUUCAAGCAGAACGUGAUUUUAGGGACGGUGAAGAUGGGCUGGAGCCAUGCUUUCUACGACAGCGAAGCCUGGGAGAACAUCCUCAAGGAGAAAGUGGGCUCCCACCUCUUAGUGGAGACUUCAAGAAACCCUGAAUGCCCCAAGGUGGCAGCUGUGAGCACCAUAGUGAACCAGGGCCUUCCUCUGAAAGCACACAUCUUCAGGAACUACAACCUUCUGCCCGGGGUGCGCUCUCACUACCUGGGCGGCUGCCAGCACCAGCUGUGGCAGGCCAUCCGGGCCACGUCAGCUGCUCCGGGGUACUUCCAGGAGUUCAAACUGGGAAAUGAUCUCCACCAGGAUGGAGGUCUGCUGAUUAACAACCCAACAGCUCUUGCGAUCCAUGAGUGUAAGUGUUUGUGGCCCGACACGCCACUGGAGUGUGUCGUUUCGCUCGGCACAGGACGCAUCGAAACCGCAGGCAAGACCAGCGCAACAUAUACGAGCCUCAAGACUAAACUUACCAACGUCAUCAGCAGUGCCACCGACACUGAGGAGGUUCACGCCAUGCUGGACGCUUUCCUCCCUCCCAACACCUACUUCCGCUUCAACCCCUUCCUUAAUGAAGAAAUCUCCAUGGAUGAAAGCCGGCUGGAGAAGCUCAACAUGCUGCAGGCUGAGGGCAUCCGUUACCUGGAGAGGAAUGAGGAAAAGCUGAAGAAGGUUGCUCGUCUCCUCACCCGAGAGAAAAGCUCCGUCCAGAGGGUGAAAGAGUGGGCGAGACUCCGGGCUGACAUGUACAACGGUCUGACCUCAAAGCUGUAGAGACAAACAGAAAUUACUUUUCCCAUCCCGAACACGCUCCUUGUUCUACAUUUAAAUUAUGUCACGUUACCGUGGUUACUGUAGCAUGGUCAGUGUCUUUUUUUUCCGACCAAAAGCUGUUAAAAAAAAGAAGAAAAAAACACUUUGUGAGCUGCAUCUUUAAAGCCAAACGCCUUCUGCGUUCACCAACACUUUGACUGAUCGUCUACUGUUCAUGUGCCAACAGCUUUGGCACUUCCCACUUAGGCAGUUUUCACUGCCAGCUACUUUGGCAGAGGACGUUUAUCUGGUUACUAUGUGUAUUAACGAUUUCAGCAUGAUUUUUUUAUUUUUUUAUUAUAAACUUGGAAUUUGAGGAUCUCCCUGAAUGGUAGUCCAAGUAACACUGUUGAUUUGGAGGCGUUGUGCCUGUUGACUCUCCUGCUAAUAUUAGCGCAAGUGGUAGGAAGUCAAGGCAAGCAGAGAGUUGGCAUCAAAACUAACUCCUGGUUCAAGUUAAAGCAUAUAAAUUAGAAAAGCUUGAUAGUUUUACUCCUCUUGGGUCUUAUUUCUUAAUAACCUUAACAUACUGAUGGCCCCUUUUGCAUUUUUGAAGAAGGAUAGAUGAGCUUCAUUACUGUAAGUUUCAUCUCACUAUUUAAAUUAAUUCUUUAAUUUAAUUAAGCGUGUCAGAAAAAAAUAAAAUGGAUGGAUGGAUGCCGUAGAAAUUAUAUAUAUAUAUAUUUAAAUAUAUACUCUGGAUAUUCUAAGAUUUCAUAAGUGAGCACCACUUAAUCAUCAACUUUCCUUAAAAUUAAAAUGUAAGGUCUGAGAUUUGGAGAUUUUCAAUAUAUAUAUUAUUAAAGCUCUCAUCUGCCAAUUCUGAAUUUUAGCUCACUCCAAAUUUUCUUUUAAAAGUAUAAUUACUGGCAUUCUAAAUAUUUUUUGUCCUUCCGGCUAUGAGCAGCUACUAAUGAUGUGUGAACCAGCAGCAGAGGUUGCUUCAAAGUGUUCCUGCUGCAGAGCAGUUGCUGUACAACAGGGAUUUGCCAAUUCAAAACAAAGGGAUAUUGGUUUGAGGUUGACAUUUUCCACUGUGCUUAUAAUCUUUUAUCAGGAAUUAAGCCUUAAUAGAACAGCUUCUUCUCUGUCUCUCUAUUCCUGUUGAAAAAGUAGACGCUCACCUUAACUCUUAGAUUUCAAAGCACAACAUGUUCUUAUGACAGAAACUGAAAGCUUGGAUGGAACUGAUCAACUCUGCUGUAACACGUUCAACCAUUCAGGUAUCUGAGGAAGUCCUCUUCUGAGCAGCUCACUUUCUCAGC
Cyprinodon variegatus (sheepshead minnow) is the source of this 3754-nucleotide messenger RNA. RefSeq names its product calcium-independent phospholipase A2-gamma-like. Gene Ontology annotation, cellular component: membrane. Lineage: Eukaryota; Metazoa; Chordata; Actinopteri; Cyprinodontiformes; Cyprinodontidae. The record is from RefSeq and is a predicted model, not a curated record. Gene Ontology annotation, biological process: arachidonate metabolic process. Bases 48 to 2450 code for a protein of 800 amino acids. The transcript is spliced from 9 exons.